Messenger RNA from Lactuca virosa, 2316 nucleotides. NCBI's taxonomy places the organism in Eukaryota, Viridiplantae, Streptophyta, Magnoliopsida, Asterales, Asteraceae. The record is from the annotation of a GenBank genome assembly.
CCUCCCAAUUCAGACCCCCUUCACCUUCGACAAUCCUCCAUUUUUAAACCCCAUUUUCUCUCAACAAUCGCUCACUUUUUCUUCACUUGUUUUUUAAUAUUCACAACCUUUUUACAUGUGGGUUUGUUGUGUUCUUCGCCAUUUUUGAAAAAAAGUCGACAUUUUUCACCUUUUCCUUCAAUGGGUUUCGAUUUGAUUCACUAGGUUCUUAUCUUUUUUCAGCUGUAUUUAUCACUCUGUGAGUUUCGUUCAGAAAUUGUUUAAAAAAAUGGAGAUUUUCAAGCUCUGUUUAAUGGGUUUGCUCUGGUUUGGAGCAAACGCCAUUGUUGUUGAAGAUGACAAAAGAGCAUUAUUGGAUUUCAUGAACAAUUUUCCUCACUCACGUUCACUAAAUUGGGAUUCAAACUCAAGUACUGUGUGUAAUCAAUGGACUGGAGUCACGUGCAGUGAAGAUGGGUCACGUGUUGUUGCUCUCCGGCUUCCCGGAGUUGGGUUUCACGGCAACAUUCCGGCGAACACCAUUAGCAGACUCUCAGCUUUACAGAUCUUGAGCCUCAGAUCCAAUGGUAUUUCUGGCACUUUUCCUUCUGACUUCUAUAACCUCAAGAACUUGUCGUUAUUAUACCUUCAAUUUAACCAAUUUUCUGGUGAAUUGCCUCUUGAUUUCUCCGUUUGGAAGAAUCUAACCAUUAUUAAUCUUUCAAACAACAAAUUUAAAGGGUCAAUUCCAAGUUCCAUUUCGAAUUUAACCCAUCUUUCUGCUUUGAAUCUCGCUAAUAACUCACUCAUUGGUGAAAUCCCUGAUUUGGGUAUGCAAAAUUUGCAAGUUCUCGAUCUAUCAAACAAUAAUCUCUCCGGCGUCGUCCCAAAAUCACUCCACAAGUUUCCAAAAUCAGUGUUUUCCGGCAACAAUUUGUCUUUAAUCUAUUCAACCGAUGAAGUCCCAAUUGUUAUGCCGACGCAUAAACCAAAUCCCACCUCUAAAAACGGCGGAAAGCUAAACGAAAAAGCACUUUUAGCCAUAAUCGUAGCCAUUUCUGCCGUCGUUUUCACUGGUUUCGCAAUCUUUUGGAUAAUUUAUUGUUUAAAAAAGACGAAUCGAGAUGGGAUUUCUUCAAAACUCGAAAAAGGCAACAUGUCUCCCGAGAAAGCGAUUUCAAGAACCCAAGAUGCGAAUAACAGAUUGGUUUUCUUUGAGGGGUGUAAUUAUGCAUUUGAUUUGGAGGAUUUGUUGAGAGCUUCUGCUGAGGUUUUGGGGAAGGGUACUUUCGGAAUGUCGUAUAAGGCGAUUCUUGAAGAUGGGACUUCGGUUGUGGUGAAACGAUUGAAGGAAUUGAGUGUUGGGAAAAGGGAAUUUGAGCAGCAAAUGGGGAUUGUUGGGAGUAUUAAACAUGAGAAUGUGGUUGAAUUGAGGGCUUAUUAUUAUUCAAAAGAUGAAAAGCUUACUGUUUGUGAGUACUAUGGUGAAGGAAGUAUUGCUGCAAUGUUACAUGGUAAAAGAGGCGAAGACCGGGUUCCAUUAACAUGGGAAACCCGUCUCCGGGCAGCCAUCGGAGCUGCCCGGGGCAUUGCCCGAAUCCACACUGAUUCAGGCGGAAAACUCGUUCAUGGCAACAUCAAAUCAUCAAACAUUUUUCUAAAUUCCCAAAAUUACGGAUGUGUCUCCGAUAUCGGUUUAUCAACAAUCAUGUCUCAAAUUGCUGCCCCAAUUGCUCGGGCAGCCGGUUAUCGGGCACCGGAAAUUACCGACACCCGGAAAGCCACUCAACCAUCGGAUGUUUAUAGCUUUGGUGUUCUUUUACUUGAACUUUUGACCGGAAAGUCACCGGUGCACACCACUAGCGGCGAUGAGGUCAUCCAUUUGGUCCGGUGGGUCCACUCGGUGGUCCGGGAAGAGUGGACGGGUGAAGUUUUUGAUGUUGAAUUACUAAAAUACCCCAACAUUGAGGAGGAGAUGGUGGAGAUGUUGCAAAUUGCGAUGUCUUGUGUGGCAAGAGUGGCGGAUCAGAGGCCGAAGAUGGUGGAGGUGGUCAAAAUGGUGGAGGGUGUUAGGCGGACAGGCUUCCAGGAAAGUUCAACACCGCCACGGCCGGAGGCUUUGGAGAUGGAGGCCUCGGGUGUUUGAUGAGUCUCCGGUGGCCGGAGUUUCUUUCAUUAUCUCAAUGAAUUGGAGUUUGAUUACUUCAUGUCAUCAAUGUGUUGUAGUUGUAUCUUUGCAAAGUUUUUAUGAUAUUAUUUUGUAUGCAAGAUUUGAUUUUAAUUUCUACUUUUUUAUUUGUUUUGGUGGUUAAUUAAAUUAUUAUUUUUGUGCGUGAG